Molecule: messenger RNA, 6884 nt
Organism: Vitrella brassicaformis
Lineage: Eukaryota; Vitrellaceae
Source: the annotation of a GenBank genome assembly
CACGUGGAUACAUUAUUCCUUUGGUCUCUUGUUGGGCGCACAAUACCAGGCACGGGCGGGCAGACAGACAGACAGACAGUCAAUGUCUGCAUGGCAUGGAUGCACGUGUAGUGCAUGGCAUUGUGCACAUCUAAUUAUUAUCAUCUUGUUCGUCUCCUGCCUGCUCCUCCCCUCCCCCCUCCCUAUCUACAUCGCCCCCCUCCCUCCCCCCUUCUCCCUCCGCAUCCCCAUCAUCGUGCUCGGCGAUGGCCUCCAUCGCCGGCCCGCCACGCCGGGCCACACGGGGCGGCGUGCUCGGCACGUCUCUCUCGCCACCUGCAUCGUCGUCUUUUUGAUCCUCGUCCAGUGCCGACAGCAGGUGGCGGUAGGGCGCGGCGCUGGCCUUCAGGGAAUCGAUGGCGAGGUCGAUCAGCUCACGCGGCAGCUGACGCGACACACACACACACACACAGAGAGAGAGAGAGGGAGAGAGAGAGAGAAAACGUCGUGUGUAGAGAGGCGGAGAGGGAUCAGUCGGCUAACCUGUGUGUCAGGCAGCGUGUCCUUGGUGAGUUUGACGAGGCAGUCCUGGAACGCGGGCGACUGGUUGUGCUGCGCUAGAUAAACCUUCCACAACUCCUCUAUCUGAGAACCGUUUGAACACACACACACACUACUUUGCCGUCUGUCUGUGUUUCUUAGUCGCCCGCACCUGCAGUAUGGACACCUCUGUGGGCAGGUUGGUAAAGAGCUGCUCCACAGACUCACACACCACAUUCGACGGCGUGUCUGCACACACCACACACCACACACACACACACGCACACACAUACACAUAAACACGGGAACAGCUGCCUGCCUGGUCUGUGCAAGGUGGCCCACCUGGCAGCAUGGCGAGUGGCAGAAUGAGCUGUCGCACCACCAGCCAGUGAUCCAGCCAGGCCUGCUGACCAUCAGACUCGUCCUCACACACAUCUGCGCGACACACACGCACACCUUUACACGCUGAGAGCAUCACAUCACUGUGCUCGUGCCAUUCAUGACACGACUGGCUCACGUGCUCUCAGUCGCCCCCAAUCCAACAUCUUCCUGAGCACUUUGCCGAAGGAAGCCAGCGGCAGGAUGCCCUGACCCAACGCAGCGGCCGGACACAGCAGCUCUAACGACACCCUGCACGCAAGGCGCGAACGGAUGGAUGGCUGGCAUAUUCGUGUGUGUGAGCUCGUGUAUGCGGCUGGCUACUUGACUCACUUGAAGAUAUCGAUGACAGCCUCGACGUUUGCUGUGGUGAGGCCGCCUCCCCCUGUGUCCUUGCCGGGCACCUCUGCCGACCCGAGCUGGUCGAACACGUCCGCCAGACGGGAGCUGAACGGGAUGAACCCCUGCACGAACAACAAAUAAAUGAAUGACACACGCAUAUAAUCAAUGCACAAUGUCACGAUUGACACGCAGACAGGCCGCUGUCUCGCCUGCCAUACCUACCUCAGGCUUGUCCUUGAGCCUUCUGUCGAUGUGUAGGUAGAGGCGCCCGAAGGUUUGGAGCAGGGGGCCGAAGGUGGCCUGUGCGACGUCCGAGAGGGGGGGCUGGGGUGGGGCUGCCUGUGUGGAGUGUUGGAAGGGGUCGGCGGAGAGGCCCUCGAUGACGAGCUCGAGGGCGUGGCUGGCACAGUCGUGGCACUCCUUGCCCAGCACAUCCAUCGCCACACUCAGGCCCUCCUUAUCGCUGAACGAACGCAUCAGUGACAUGACAUACAUCUUGAAGCCACCUGCGUGUGGGUCUGUGCGGCUUACUCGGUGAUUUCCUGGAUGAAUCGUAUGAGUGCCAUUGGGUCGUCGUCGGGCACCGCCAUCUUGGGCACCACACUGCGAUCCCCGCCAUCCUCCCCCUGCCCCUGAUGCUGCUCGUCAUCGCUGUCGUCUCCCCCUUUCUUCUUGCGGCCCUUCUUGGCCUUCUUCUUCGGCUGCGGCGCGGCAUCCUGCCCACCACGGCCGGGGUGGGCCCGGUUGGUGCGGGGAGGGCCCUCCGCCGACACCCUGGAUGGGAUGGACCACACAGAGAAUGCAAAAAUGCACAUGUGGGUAGGGGCUCUGGUGCGUAUGUACCUGCCGUCCUUGGCGCGGAUGUCAUCGAAUCGCUCAUCAGCCGCCACUAGUGCGCUCCUGAUAGCGUCCUCCAAUACAGCCCAGCGGGCGGCCAACGGCACCAACGAGUCCACCACACUGCCAAGGGACAGCCAAGAACGGACAUGGGAUACACGAGAGGGGGCGUGUUCUGUUGUGCAGACCGACAUACAUACGUCUGUGUGUGUGUGUUGAAGUAGUUGAGGUCAAUGAGCUGUGCGGUGAUGCGGUCCUUGACGGCGGGGUAGUGCUCGCCGUACAGAGGGAGGUGAUACAGCACCUGACACACAUGCCAUGCACAGGUGGACGGCCGGCGGACACAGAAAGACGUGUGUGGUCACAUACUAUCUUUCUACCUGGUACAUUUCGUUGGCGAACUCUCCGUCGAGAUGUUCCAGGAAGGUCUCCUCCUGUGUCAAGUGCCCACAUCAGAUGGAUGUGACGCUGGCUGGAGGGUGUGGUGUUGUUCUUUGCGGCUGUCUGACUGGCUGACCUGGAAGUCCUUGAGCAGGGCCUCCUUGGCCUCUUCGGUGGUCUUGUCGAUGUCCUUGGCCGCCAGCAGCUGACGCACACCUAUCAGCCACACCCGCACGCUCUUGAUGAUGUUCCUGCGGAAGGAAUGCGUUCACGACACACGAUGUCACGCAUAAGAGGAAAUGGCCCUCCGCCCGCACGCACACACCGUUUCUCGUCGGCGUCAGGUGCGUCAGGUUCGACGGCCUGUUUCUUCUUGCCCUUCUUUUUGGCUUGUCGCUUGGCGGCCUCGUCGCAGCGACCGAUGGCCUCCACCGCCUUGGGAAUCUGCACGACCCAUGGAAGACAUGCCACGACAUGCAUGUGUGUGAGUGUGAGUGGAUAAUGGAUGCAGAAUGUCUGGCCAGGCCAUGGAUGCCUGCUGACCAUUCGUCUGUUGAUGGCCUGCCAGAGGACCCUGGCCUGCACCAGACGGUCAGUGAGGUCGAAAUCACUCAACGACUGACACACAGACACACACAACCACACCAAACAGCCAGACAGCCAGACAGCCAGCCGUGGCCUGAUCAUGGUGUGUGUGGUGUGUGUGCAUGGAGCGUCCGUCCCCACCCACCUGGCAUCUGGCCAUGAUGGCCCACAGAGAGAUGGAAUACUCCUUGACCAACUCGCGCAUCUUGUUCAGCUGCAUGAGUGAAUGAACGAAUGGACGUCGCGUCACCGCGCACAAUCAACCGACCGAUGCAGUUUGUGUGUGGUUUGUUCGUCAACUUCCUCACUCACCCGCUCUUUCAUCUCCUUCUCCUCCCUGGCGCGUGCCUGCUGCUCGCUCUCGUGCGGGGCCGGCCGGCCCUUCUCGAAGAUGAACUUGGCCAUCAACGACGACUGUACCGUACCACGAUGCGAUGCAUGUGUGUGCACGCGUGUGUGCGUGUGUGUGUCAGUUGUGUGUGUCUUACGGCCUUGUCGGCGACGGAUGUGACGUCCACGUUGGCCAGACUCUUCUUGGGUGGACGGGAGCCCGUCACUGCCAGCACGACAUAUGAUGCACGUCAUCGAUGUGUUGGGUGUGAUGUGGUGUGGAUAUGGCCACUUGACGCCGUCCCCUGCUGACUUAGACUUACUUUCGGUGACAGCGGAUUCGAGAAGGCUGAGUAGGUGGUCUUUGGCGAGCUGCCCGUGGAUGGUGGGCACCGACACGUAGUCAAACACGUUGAUGUCAGAGAUGCGCUCACUGACGAAACACAAGAGCACACACACAUACACACAUACACAGGGGCUGUGCUGUUCGUGGGUACUUGUGGUGGUGUGGUGUGGUGUGGUGUGGUGUGUCGCACAUACCAUCCAUGUAUCUGACCUGAUGACGUCGAAGUAUUUGGCUACGGCCUGCCGCACCUUGGGCGAGGUGUCGCAGAUGGGCUUGAAACGCUCCAAAUCCUUCAAGAUGUCCUUCUGAACAAACCAUGGAUAAAUGGAUGGAUGCGUUCGCCGUGCCUGCCUGCCUGCCUGCCCGUCCAGUCCAGUCCGGCCCCACCUCACUUACCACGUAGAUGUGCGUCAUGGGCUGCUCCAACAGCUCGCUGACACACACACACACACACGAGAGAGGUCUGCCGCUGUCUGUGUGUGGCGCGAGUGAAUGCCCACUGACCUGAGGCCCUCGUAGACCGAGGCGCGGACAGCCGUCGAGUUGAGAUCCACAGCUGCAUUGACAACCGCACACAGACAUUGAUGUGAAUCUGCGCUGCGCUGCGCCUGGAUGUGCGGCCCCUGGCUGGCUGGCUGGCUGACCGCAUCUGAGUACGAGUUUGACCAGUUUGUUCUGGUACUCCGGGGUGAACACCUGCCAGGCCUCAGACAUGUUCUGCCACACGGCACACACACAUUGAAUGCAAUCUAUGUAUGUGUGUGUGUGCCACGGUCGCCGACUAUGCUCCCCCGCUGUGUGCGUGUGUGUGUGUGGUUACUUUGCACACGCCUCGUAUGGCGGCCCGCCUGACGCCCUCGCUGUCGUCGGUGAGUCCGUCCUCGUAUAUCUGGUAGUGCUUGAGCUUCUCGUCCUCCAAAUCAGACACCGUCAUGGCAUGCGGACGCUGAACGAACCGACCCAACCGACCAGUGGAUGCGCACAGAGAGAGGGGUGGUUACACACAGUCGGCGUACCAGCAGUGGGAAUGCGGCGGCCAGCAGCAAGAAGGCGUUGCUUCGGACCUUCCAAUUCGCUACCUGAUCGGUGAUCGACACACAGACAGACAGACAGAAAUAUACAUCCGUGACGCCCCGGCCUCUAUCUGUCAAGACACCCACACCAGCCACCCAGGCACUGACCUUGAAGCUGCGCCACAGGAUGGGCUCAUAGAGGCGACACAGCAUGUCCAAACAGUCGUGGUGGCUGACAUGCGGGAGGGAGGGAGGGAGGGUGGGUGGGCGGGGCACACAACACACACACACACCCCUUGCAUCGCAUCAAGGCACAUACAUGGAUUGAGUGGCUGUGCUGGCUGACCCCUUCAUUUUGUCGUGGAAUGUCUGGAGGACCUUCCUGCACUUGGUCGCCACCUUGAGGUCGCACCACAACGCGCACUCCAUCAGGUCCUGCAGGCCACGCCGUCACCCACCCCACACAUGACCAUGGACAUGUGUGCAUGUCGGUUCUGACCUGCACGGCGUCCUCGAUGGCCAGCUUGAUCUCCUCAUCCGUACAGUCACCCUGGACGGUCGGCAUACACACGUGUAAUCAACGAAGACACCAGACACAUGAUAUCGCCUCACCCUCCCAGGCCCUCACUCACCCAGGCUUUGUGCAGUAUGUUUGCGUAGUGCUUGAGGUGGUCCUCGCGGCACUCCCGCACCUCAUUCUUGAUGUAGUUCUUCAUGUACUGCAGUGGGAUUAAAGGGAUCGACACACACACACACCACACAUACACACCACAUACACGAAGGCGUCAGGUGGGUGUGGUGUUGUGGGUGGGCUGCAUGUGUGUGGUGUGGGCAUAUACGUCGAGUAGAUAGAGGGGCAUGGACUCGUGGAGGUGGAACAGACGCGAUAUGAAAUUGCGACCGUACGCUCUGCAUGACAAACAACGUAGCACAGCUCGCGAGUGGCCCUCUGUGUGUGUAUGUGUGUGUAUGUGUGUCGCCCUGGUACACGGAGAAGAAGAUGGGCGUCAUGGCGCACUGUCCGAGCAGCUGCUUGACCAGCUCGUUGGCGCCCCCGUCAUACACCAACUCGUUCAGCAAAUCCCUGACCACACACACGCACACACACACACACACAGAGAGAGAGAGGGGGGGAGGGGGGGUGGCAGUCGGUGUGCACACAUGUUGCGCUGCCCCUCCCUCCCUCCCUUUCUCCCUUCCCACCACUGCUCGCUCAGCCGCUUGACAUCAGCCUGUGUGGCCUGCACGCAAAGGGCGGGAGGGAGGACAAAGACAGACAGACAGACAAACCAUCCAGUUGUCCGUUCUCACAACCACCCAUCCCUCCAUCCCUUUCUCUCUCCUUCUCUCUCUUGCUCAGUCAGUCAGUGGGUCACUUUGAUGCUGGUGGCCUUUGUGAGCAGGAAGAGCAGCAGGCCGCCCUGCACGGACUCGCAGCCCUCAAACCCCUCACUACACAGCCGCUCGUACGCCAUACCGAUCUGCUCACGGGGGCGUCCCAACGGCAGCAGGUUGAAGAAACCUGCAUGCCAUGCAUCAAUCAGCACACGUCACGAACAGAACAGACAGAUGGUAAGUGCGUCUUCUAUUGUACUUUGGCAGGCGUCUGCGGUUUGCAGCAGGCCUUCAGGCGCGCUCUUGACCUCCUGCUGCUGCUGCUGGUCACCAUCCCCCCGUGCGUGUGCGUGCUGGCUGGCGAGUGCCUCCACGGAGGAGAUGAGCAACAGGGCAUAGUUCUCCAACACACGACGAGCAUCAUCACUCUGAUCAACACAAUACAACACAUCACCAUGAGUGCAUUCGCAGCUGCUGAGUCUAUAUCUCCUCUCCCGUAUUGGCUCACCAGGUACUCUCCCUGGUCCGAUACGAUGUUUUGGCUAUGCAGCUCCGGCCCGACCACAUCAGCCACGGUCACCCACAGGGCGUCGUGCUCAUCGUACGGCAGAUCUCUCAACUCACCAACCAGAUCCUCCUGAACCACCCAUCCACAUCACAGCCACACACACAUGCGCCAUCCGCAGAGGGUGCGAGCCGGAAGUGGGAUGCGUACCUUUGUCCCUUUGGCCUCUACGAAGGCAUUGAACGAGGGGAUGUCGUCGAAGGAGGCGGGAGGCGCCUCCUCAGGUUCAUCUUUCCUCUUGGGCAUUUCUGAC